AUGAAUGAGAAACGAAUCAAAUUCGAUGAGCCACAUUUGUGUUUGUCUUUGAAAACUCCAAUUGAAUAUGAAUCAGUUAAUAAAUUUCCAAGUCUGGAAGAAGCUCUGAAUUCAGAAAUAAAACAUGGUCAAGUAGAUCCCAAUAUGAACACGAAGAAGUUGAGAAGAACAAUAUUAAAUCGAUUGUCUGCUCAAAGGUCUAGGAUGAGGAAGACUGAAUACAUUGAUUUGUUGAAAAAAGAGGCCAAAGAUCUUGAGGAAAGGAUAGCUUUUUUGGGACGAAAAAUAGAAAAUGACAAAGACAACAACAAGAAGCUGCAGCUUGAGAAUCAAAUGCUGCAAUUACAAUUGGAUAGCAUCACUAACAAAUCUAAUUUACUCGCUGAGCUGGAAGCUGAGUUGAAGAGGCUUGAGGAACCUGAGGAUGAGGAAGAUGAAGAGUAUAUCGACAUAGACCAGUAUCUCAACUUUGACAACAUGAACUUUUCCUCAUCCAGGAAUGACGGUGGUUCAACAGAAAUGAAUGAGAAACGAAUCAAAUUCGAUGAACCACAUUUGAGUUUGUCUUUGAAAACUCCAAUUGAAUAUGAAUCAGUUAAUAAAUUUCCAAGUUUGGAAGAAGCUCUGAAUUCAGAAAUAAAACAUGGUCAAGUAGAUCCCAAUAUGAACAUGAAGAAGUUGAGAAGAACAAUAUCAAAUCGAUUGUCUGCUCAAAGGUCUAGGAUGAAGAAGACUGAAUACAUGGAUUUGUUGAAAAAAGAGGCCAAAGAUCUUGAUGAAAAGAUAGCUUUUUUGGGACGAAAAAUAGAAAAUGACAAAGACAACAACAAGAAGCUGCAGCUUGAGAAUCAAAUGUUGCAAUUACAAUUGGAUAGCAUCACUAACAAAUCUAAUUUACUCGCUGUGCAAAAUGAAGAGCUGGAAGCUGAGUUGAAGAGGCUUAAGGAACCUGAGGAUGAUGAAGAUGAAGAGUAUAUCGACAUAGACCACCUUGUCAGCAAUCAAAGUUCUACCGAUGAAAACUACAGACGAUGGAAUGUUCCACGAAUAAUAGAUCCUUCCGUGAAGAUCCUGCCUUUGCGUAGAGCUAAUGCCAGGAAUGCAAACGCAUCUCCUCCAGUCCCAGAUCAGGAAGUCUCCAAUGUUGAAUUCAGGAACGCCAUUCAGAUAUUGUCUUUGAGUAUGGCCAACCUGAACAAUCAGUGGGUUGAAGCUUAG
Messenger RNA from Solanum pennellii, 1218 nucleotides. Its product is annotated as paramyosin, long form-like. The coding region runs from base 1 to 1218 and encodes 405 amino acids. Gene Ontology annotation, molecular function: DNA-binding transcription factor activity; DNA binding. Lineage: Eukaryota; Viridiplantae; Streptophyta; Magnoliopsida; Solanales; Solanaceae. Gene Ontology annotation, cellular component: nucleus. Gene Ontology annotation, biological process: positive regulation of DNA-templated transcription. The transcript has 10 exons. The record is from RefSeq and is a predicted model, not a curated record.